AAUUUCAUGGGAGCCGAGCCAAGAUGCAUGCAGAUAUACUCCCAACUAGCACAUAUUAUUAAGAUGCAGUCACUCGCGGUAAUAAGUUUUGCAGUGGUUUUGCUUGGUGUGUUUCAAAGAGGGACAGCCAUUGACGAGAAUGGAGUCAUUGAAGGCGUUCUAAAAAGGAUACUUGAAGACUUGUUGGAUAGCAGAAUCCAAGUAAAAGAGUUAGAUGCUAGCAGUAUAAAGGAUCCUGCACCCACAGCGCUCACCGAAUGCAUUGGAGAUACUUCGUUAAUUGGUUUAGGAAGGACAUUUAGGAGGUUUGAUGAUGAUGGCUCAAAAUCGAUCGAAUUUGAAGAAUUCUUAAAGGGACUGGUACAAUACGGUUGCCAAAUAGGUUUUAACCAAUCUGGAGCAAAACAACUCUUCGAUUCAUUGAAUAAUGGGAAGGAAAAAUUGAGCUUUGAUGAUUUUGUCGAAGGAAUCCCGGAACCACUCUCUGAUGAAAAGAAAGAGUCUGUGAUAAGGACAUUCAAGAAGGCUGACUCGAAUCAUGAUGGCGUACUCACCCUAAAUGAUGAUAUGAUUAGCGAACGGGUUUUUAAAAACAUGGACGAAGACAACAACGGAGAAGUAAACAUUCAGGACUUCGCGAACUAUUGCAAAAUGAUUUAUCCGUGGGUCUCUGAUGAGCAUUUCGACUUUUUCUUAAGGAAUAUGGUGAAAUCCAUUUGAAAACUGAAGACCGAGUUCGUAAAAAACUUCCAUGAACGAGCUAUUGAUGCAAAUAGAUUAGGUUUCGACAAUAAUAUGUUACUCAGUGAGAGAAAUCAACACAAGAACAUAUGGACAGUUUUUUGUUACACAAUAUAAUGAUUAAAAGACAACGAGUUUUAUGUAAAAGAUUGGGUGAUAUUAUGCGCUUUACUACUAUAGUGUUUUAGAUCUAAGAAAACAUCAAUACACUAUUAAAUCUCAAAACUAUAAGAUAACAUAUUUUGUCCAAAGAUGGAUUUUUCAUUUUUCAAGAAUAAUCAAAGGAUCAAAACCCAGCAAGCAGUUUUCAUUAUUGUCUAUUUUUACAGUUUGAUAAAUAAUGUUUUUUUUUCAUUCUCGUCGAAAGAGAUGUCUUGGUACAACAAUACAUUUCCCCAAAAUAAGAUAAUAUAAUUCUCGGGAGAUAUAUAUAUAAAAUAUAUGCCCGUUCUAGGCCCGUAGCCAGAGGGGGAGCUGGGGGAGCCGA
Messenger RNA from Owenia fusiformis, 1228 nucleotides. The record is from the annotation of a GenBank genome assembly. NCBI's taxonomy places the organism in Eukaryota, Metazoa, Annelida, Polychaeta, Sabellida, Oweniidae.